Molecule: messenger RNA, 2505 nt
Organism: Styela clava
Lineage: Eukaryota; Metazoa; Chordata; Ascidiacea; Stolidobranchia; Styelidae
Product: thymidine kinase, cytosolic-like
Biological process (GO): thymidine metabolic process
Molecular function (GO): ATP binding; thymidine kinase activity
Source: RefSeq, a predicted model, not a curated record
CGCACAGAAAGGACACGGUAAGCCUACUACGUUUUCUGUGUGUUUCAUGAUUCGGACCAUAUCAUAAAAUUUAGUUUGAUUAAUGGUGUGGUACAAUGAUGUUGGUGUUGCUCUUGGAAAGCGAACUAAUUUAAAAAUUUAACAUAAACAACAAAUAAAUAAAAAUAGGCGGUAAACUUACUAUGCCUGACCGCGUAAAUUUGAUUCGUAUUUUGGCGGGGAGACGUUUGUUGUUGCCGCUCGCAGGAUGUCAACAAAAAAGAUCUUGCGGAGUCGCUCAAUCUGGGAUUGCUUCUCGUAUUGCAGCUGGAAAUCCUAUUACAAUGUCUUGUUUGUCUAUAUCUGGUUUAUCUCAUAGUCCGACGAAAAAUCGAGGACAAAUUCAGGUCAUUUUGGGUCCAAUGUUUUCUGGAAAAUCGACUGAAUUGAUGAGAAGAAUUCAGAGAUAUAAAUAUGCAAAUCACGAAUGUUUAUUGAUCAAAUACGCUAAAGAUUCACGUUACAGUGAUGAUUUCAUGUCUACUCACGAUAAACACAUGCUACCUGCUGUAAAGACUGAAGUUUUAUCAAAAGUUUCUAUUCCAUUGAAUUGUUCAGUAAUCGGAAUUGAUGAAGGACAAUUUUUUCCCGACAUUGUUGAAUUUUGUGAAACCAUGGCUAACAAUGGUUUGAGGGUUAUUGUUGCUGCAUUAGAUGGUACUUUUCAAAGAAAGGGAUUUGGAUCUUUUUUAUCAUUAAUACCUCUAGCGGAAAGUGUUGUCAAACUUAAUGCAGUAUGUAUGAUGUGUUAUGGUGAAGCUGCCUUCACAAAAAGAAUCGGCUGUGAAACUCAGGUCGAAAUCAUAGGAGGGUCUGAUAAGUACAUGGCUGUUUGUCGUGAUUGUCACAAACAAGAUCAUAAAGAGAGUCCGUUGAAGAGAAUACCACUCGGGGAACUCGAUCUUAACAAACAGCAAGACACAACGCCAGAAACAAACACUGGUGACGGACACAAAAAAAUUUCUAUCCCACGACAAUUGCUUUUCACAAAAAGUUGAAAUUGUCCAAUUAUGGUCAGAAAACUAUAAUAGCCUGUUAUGUUUCUAAUACAGUGAUACCUCGGUGGUCCGACGACUCAAUGCACCUCGGCUCUAGUCAAAAAUGCUGCGGUACUUGAACACAAAUUCAGUGCUCGAACACCGAAGUGUGCCGUCAAGUGAAUUUAAAUAAUUAUUGUUGUCGAGGUACAUGUUUUGUUAAUAUUUUGGGUAGUUAAAACAAAUUAAUAUACCAUAUUUCUCGGCGAAUAAGUUGCUUUUCUAGACCCAAAUUUUUGGCCUGAUUUUGGGGGGUUUGUCUUAUUAGACGAGUGUGGUAAUUUUUUUUUUUUUUUUUUGGUGUAGCUUUAUUCAAUUCAGACCAUAAAAUACCUUCAGAUUCAGAUGUUGAUGCGAUUUUACUACCCGUCUUAUUGGCAGGUUAUAUUUGCUGGGAAAUACAGUAACUGCCAUUGUUUCUCAUGGCAAAAAAGUUUCGGUAGUCGAACACCAGUUCUGAACGAGUUAUGUUCGACUAACGACUCAGGAACGAGGUAUCACUGUAUUUCCGGAAAUAUUUAAUAAUAACAAUCAAAGAGACCAUGUGUGUAUGAUGUAGAAUUUAUAAGCUCAUAAUAUUAUCAUGUAAGUACUUGGAUUGAAUUUUAUAUUUUUUAUCCUAUUCCAGCUAGAGGUCAAAGUUUAUAACAUGAAGCAGGAAGUAGUAAAAUAUCCUAUUUCCUGAUUAAUUGUACUUUGGUACCAUGUCUCCAAUAUCGACUAGUCUGUAUUAUGUUCGAUGAAUAAUUUGUAUAUUUUGACUAUGCACUGUAUUCCACUGCCACUUUGGAAAUGUCUAUUUCGCAUUAAAUUAUGAGCACCCAGGGGCUUCAGUGCUUGCAUUUCCUCUUUGAACAAUAUUGAUCCUGCAUGUAAUUAGAUUUGAUGUUCCAGCAGUCAAUUAAUGGCCCACUUGUCCUGAAACUUGAUUUGGUAUUCGUUCAUGGGAGAGGAAAGCUUAUAGGUUGAUUGUCAAAUUGCCAGUCCAACUCAGUUAUGGAAUUUGCCCAAAUAUGUUUAUAUAUACAGGGUGGGCCAAAAAAAGUUGCCAUUUUUUUUCACCCAAUAUAUAUCAAUCAAUAAUCAGAACUUUGGGACAAGUGGCAAAAUGGGACACAACAUUUUUGGGCGCCACUGUCGAGUAAAUUGUUAGAUGCAUGGAUUAAAUAAAUAGAUGCUUUGCUCUUCUGCUAGCUGCUAUCUUUUUUAUUCGUCUCUCGCAUGCAUUUCUAUGCUUUCAUGAACUUUUCUCCCUUUCGUGUAUGACUGCUUAUUAUUGCUAUUACUAUAAGUUGUUGUUAAUAUGCUAUUUCAGUCAGAAGUUUGCUUUUUUACUUUUGUAUCAUCACUUUAUUCCAGAUGUCCUUUUGGAGUCCAGUAAGUUUUGACCCAUCAAAAAAGUACUGUUCCUCAACUAACGGCCCAAAAA